Molecule: messenger RNA, 1060 nt
Organism: Phytophthora nicotianae INRA-310
Lineage: Eukaryota; Oomycota; Peronosporomycetes; Peronosporales; Peronosporaceae
Exons: 1
Coding region: 447-974 (175 amino acids)
Source: RefSeq, a predicted model, not a curated record
AAGUAGGGUUCACCUCGAGUACCACGAUCUUUCCUGAGUCGGAGCCUACCACGAGGUAGUCUCGGUCUCCUCCUGUGAGCCGGAAGGGCUGGAGAGCGCGCACAACCCCGAAGACUUGCGUCGAAAUGAUGACCUCCAGUCGCCCCGCCUCAUCCGGACGCAGCAGCUGCAGCACGUCACCGCGAGCCACAACGAACUCCUGUGCCUGCGGGGCCGAGAAGUUGCCAUACACGGCCAAGUGCACGCCCGUGGGUGGCUGCAGCGUCAGGUUCAGGAGGUGCAUCGCUGCGCUUGAUUGGAGCCAAAAUGCGGAUUGGGGAAGGUUGGUGUUUCGAACGUAAAAUUAAGUGUUACACGUGUUAUUGUGUUCAACACGUUUUCACUUCAAAUUGAAGUGGUUGAGUUACAGCACGAUCGUUGGGACGAGUCUACCUCGUCCCGCUCGGAUGAAGAAUGUCUCCUCGCUGAAGGUCACAACAGUUUGUGUCAUGAGCAGUGGAAAUCGCAAGCGGAAAGCGGACGGCGCGAUGAGCACAGUAGCCACCUGCCGGCAACUUCUGGAGCAAGAGUCUUCCCGAGACACUGAAAUACAAGAUUUAAAAGCGGAAGUGCAGAGACUGACAACUACAAACGAUCGUCUACGGCAGCGCGAGCAGGGGUUUGACGCAGAUGAAGCCCUCGCCCGACUAUCGACGUUAUGGGUUACCGGUGACGACGGCCUUCUGCGGAGCACAUUAGCUGGGCGUGGCAGAUCGCGUACAAUGAAGUUGCGAACGGUGACACUGUCGAAUCAACCAUCGAAGGGACCUGCUGGCGAAGAAGCUAAGCAGGGUGUGCAAGCAGCUCGGACGCCAAGGAAGAGAGGAGGGAGUGGCUACUCAAGCGCUGUCUCCGAUGCUGGCACUGAUGACACUGACGAGGACAAGACACAGGCUAUAACUCGACGUCGAAAGCAUAGAGCGAGCUUAGCCUAGUGUACUUUAUGCUAUGUGCUUGCUAUCCUAUCUGUUUUUAAGUAAUGUAUUAACUGUCAUUUCUUAAAGCUUGCAUGACUGAGAAC